GGUAUUUUAUUUGCGACCACGGUACGCGUCCAGUGUGUCGCUCCGUUAAUUUGAUUCAUUGCUCCGAAGGAAAUAUGGCAUCACGGGAUCCUGCUUCUGACCAAUUAGUGGAAUAUAAAAAAUCCAUUAAGGAUUCACCUGGAUUCAUCACAACUAAGUCAGGUUCACCUGUGGGUGUGAAAACAGCAAUCCAAACUGUUGGUAAAAAUGGUCCAGCUCUUCUUCAAGAUGUAAAUUUCUUGGAUGAAAUCUCUGCAUUUGACAGAGAACGUAUCCCAGAGCGUGUGGUUCAUGCUAAAGGUGCUGGUGCAUUUGGGUACUUUGAAGUUACUCAUGAUAUUACAAAAUACAGUGCUGCAAAGGUUUUUGAGAGUAUUGGCAAAAGAACACCAAUUGCUGUGAGGUUCUCUACUGUUGGAGGAGAAAGCGGUUCUGCUGAUACAGUCCGUGAUCCAAGAGGAUUUGCUGUUAAAUUCUAUACUGAUGAUGGAAAUUGGGAUCUUGUUGGCAACAAUACACCUAUUUUCUUCAUUAGGGACCCAACACUAUUCCCGAGCUUUAUUCACACCCAGAAAAGAAAUCCAGCUACCCAUUUGAAGGAUCCUGAUAUGUUCUGGGACUUUUUGACUUUAAGACCUGAGACUGCCCAUCAGGUUCUUUACUUGUUUGGAGACCGUGGUAUUCCAGAUGGUUACAGGCAUAUGAAUGGAUAUGGCUCCCAUACAUUUAAACUUGUUAAUGCUCAAGGAGUGGCACACUGGGUGAAAUUCCACUACAAAACAAAUCAAGGCAUUAAGAACUUGCCAGCUGACAAAGCUGCAGAGCUUGCAUCAUCUGAUCCUGACUAUUCUAUCAGAGAUCUAUAUAAUGCUAUUGGAAGGGGUGAUUUUCCAUCUUGGACUCUCUAUAUCCAAGUUAUGACUAUGGCCCAAGCUGAGACAUGUAAAUUCAAUCCAUUUGAUUUGACUAAGAUUUGGCCUCAUGCUGAAUACCCUCUCAUCCCUGUUGGUAAAUUGGUUUUGGACCGUAACCCUAAGAACUAUUUUGCUGAAGUCGAACAGGCUGCUUUCAGCCCUGCUAAUUUGAUCCCAGGUAUUGAGCCUUCACCUGACAAAAUGUUACAAGGGCGUUUGUUCUCUUACAAUGACACUCAUCGUCAUCGUUUGGGUGCAAACUAUUUGCAAAUUCCUGUUAACUGUCCAUAUCGUGUCAAAGUGGCCAAUUACCAACGUGAUGGCCCACAGGCCAUUAAUAAUCAAGAAGGAUGUCCUAAUUACUUCCCCAAUUCAUUCUCUGGACCUCAAGAAUGCCCACGUGCUCAGCGCUUACAGCCACGUUACAAUUUGAGUGGAGAUGUAGAUAGGUAUGAUAGUGGUCAAACUGAAGACAAUUUCUCACAGGCUACUGCGCUAUACAAAAAUGUGUUUGAUGAUGCUGCAAAACAACGUUGCAUUGAUAAUAUUGUGGGUAACCUUAAAGAUGCUGCUGGUUUUAUACAGGAAAGAGCCAUUAAAAUCUUUACUCACAUCCACCCAGAUUUAGGGAGCAAGAUAGCAGCUGGAUUAGCUCCUUACAAAAAGUAUCAUGCAAACUUGUAAAAGUUCAAUUUGUGAUUGAAGGGUGCUAUAUUGAUGAUCUAUGGGAUAAAUAGGGAUUCAUAACAUAUUUUUAAAUUAAAUAACAAUAUAAAGUACAAUAUUGAUGUUCAAAAUUUAUAUAUAAGAUUACUUAUUAUUUUUUAACACAGUCAAUUUGUUUUUAAUUUAAGAAACUUUAUUAAAACAUCUAUU
Messenger RNA from Diatraea saccharalis (sugarcane borer), 1790 nucleotides. NCBI's taxonomy places the organism in Eukaryota, Metazoa, Arthropoda, Insecta, Lepidoptera, Crambidae. The record is from the annotation of a GenBank genome assembly.